Gossypium raimondii (Peruvian cotton) is the source of this 2314-nucleotide messenger RNA. Its product is annotated as mediator of RNA polymerase II transcription subunit 17. The transcript is spliced from 8 exons. Gene Ontology annotation, molecular function: transcription coregulator activity. The record is from RefSeq and is a predicted model, not a curated record. Gene Ontology annotation, cellular component: core mediator complex; mediator complex. The coding region runs from base 105 to 2096 and encodes 663 amino acids. Gene Ontology annotation, biological process: regulation of transcription by RNA polymerase II. NCBI's taxonomy places the organism in Eukaryota, Viridiplantae, Streptophyta, Magnoliopsida, Malvales, Malvaceae.
CCUUCCCCUUUUACAUCUCAGAAUUCAGAAACGCUGAAACCGGAGUACUUUUUCUAGGGCUCAAUUCAAAAAUUUUCCUCCAGAUUUUCCGGGAAAAUAAAAAUAUGGACGGAAAUCUUGAAAUCUCCUUGGAUAAACUUCCCAUUAAGCGCCUCGAAUCUAUAGAAGAAAACGGCGUCGAACGAUACCCUUCAGAUUCGAGCUACGAUGAGAAGCGAGUGUCGCUUAUACGGAGAAUAGACUUCGCGUGGGCGUUGGAGGAUGACGAAGAAAGGGAGAGGAAGAAGAGGCAGAAGAAGAGCUCCAAAGAUGCCUCCGCUACGUGGCAGUGGCAGAGCAUGGUUGAGAAUCUCCAGUUGGCUCACCAGGAGCUCUCCGUCAUCAUCGACCUUAUCAACACUGUGGACGCUAAUGAUGCUGUAACAGUUGCUGGCAUGACCAGGCCUAAGCCAUUACCUAAUGAGGUCCUGUCUGAUCUUGCUGUAUCUGCUGCAACUAAGCUACAAUGUUACCGGCAAUUGGGCAAAUACUUCAAACAGUCUGCCAAAGCUUUGGAAGAGCAGAUUGCUAGGGAAGCAAGAUUUUAUGGUGCUCUAAUAAGAUUGCAGCAAAAUUGGAAGGUUAAACGACAACGGCUGGCUGCUGCGGCAUCUAGUAGUGAAGGUUUCAUUAUUGAUCUUUUUGAUAAUUCAUUAUAUGAUUCAGCAGCAAUGUGUCGCCCAUCUUCUCUUUCUACCAUUCGUGUUGACCAUGAUUCAGCUGGAAUGCUUGCUAUAAACUUACCUCCAAAUUCAUGUCGGUCUCUUCAUUUUGGUUUUCUUGGUGUGCAUUCUGCUGAUAUCCCAAAAGAAUUGGGUAAGAUCAGGACCCGUGGCUCAGUUGAGCAGUGCACAAGAGAGCGUGAGAAAGAAUCAAUGAGUGAUGAUGAGUAUAUCAAAGAAACACAUACUCUCCUUCGAGAAGUUCAUCAAUCAAUCUUUGAUGAUCAGGUGUUUGAGAUGUUGAAUCGUGAAGCAUUCAACCAAUCUAUUGGUGUGAAUGUAACUGGAAUACGAGAAAAUUAUUUACAAUUAAGCAUAGGUCAAGGAAACACUCUUUUCAUAUCACUUGUGCCAUCUGGCAAGGGUGAUGAUCAGGACGCUGCCAAUACCCAGGAUUCAGAAUCUGCAAUUGUGCCUUUAGACUCAUUUGAUAAUGUGAAAUUAGAAGGAAAACAUGGUACUUCUAAAAGGAAAUGGGGUUUCCCUAAUCGUACCAGUUGCGAAAUUUAUCUGCAGCAAAUUGUUCAUGAACAUGCAUUUGUUAAGGCAAAGGAUAAACCAAAUUUAUCUGGUACUCGUGUAUCUGGUCAAUCAGGAAAGGAUGGACCUGGUCUUCUUGGUCAUUUCUGUCUGUCUCUGGCUCAUAGAAUCUUUUCGAACAGAGUUCUCGUGGAGCUGGAAAAUGUGGUUUGCAGGGUCCCAUAUCUCCAUUUGAUGACCCAUCCUACUUGGCAUUCUCAGACAUCUUCUUGGACAAUCUUCUUGAAAGUUCCUCAGUCCAUUCUUCAUGCAGAAUCUCAAUCCCUGAAAUCAGACUUCCAGAACAUGAAGGAUGCUGUAAAAUCACAAUUUCGUACCAAGGUGGUGGUCAAUGAUGACCGUAUUAAUGUUGAAGGGGACGGUGCUCCUAAUGUUGUUAGCCUGUUCAAAAGAAGUUCUGAAAACAUAUCUUCUGUAAACAAAUAUGAAUGUGACUUGGCCGAUCUUCCUGUUAUAAUAUUGCUGCAGGCUGCGAGCCAAGUGAUUUGCUGGCUUCAUGAGGAAGCUCUUAUGGUGGGAAUAAAAACAAAUCGUGAUUUCUUGUGCUUGACUUUUGAACUAGAACAGGGGGAUACUGUUAGUCUGGUGGCCCAUGUGAACCCAGAGGACAUCAAAGGCGGCAUCGCUUGGUGGUUAGUGAUGGAAGAUGGUUCCCCAGAUGAUUGGAAACUUCAAAUGGACAUGUAUGAUGGUGCAUCUGAGUAUAGGAAGUUUUUGGGGCAUUUAACUUUGGAUGUAUUAUACUCCACCUUGAUGGACUUGGUUAGCUUGUGUGGUGGAGGCCGAAACCACUGAGCCUGUUAAGUUCCAUCCCGUUCAAGUGGUUCUUGUACGAUCUAGUCAACAUGUCGAAUUUGCUUCCUAUGGUGCCCCUCACUAAUAGAUGAUUUGAAUGUUACUAACUGCAUGGAUCGGGUGUAAAUGGGCAUUUGGGAUUAAUGAUGGUUGUUGAUUUUAGUGACAAUGAAUCCGAGUGUUUAGUGAUAUCCUUUUCAGUUAUCUUCAUUAGAAAA